Trichobilharzia regenti is the source of this 2618-nucleotide messenger RNA. The record is from the annotation of a GenBank genome assembly. NCBI's taxonomy places the organism in Eukaryota, Metazoa, Platyhelminthes, Trematoda, Strigeidida, Schistosomatidae.
GAUAAUUUAAUCAAAGUUAAUAAAUAAUGAUGAAAUUCUCUGAUUGGUUGAAUUUAUAUAGGUCACGUGAUAACUAAAAAUCGAAACAUUAAAUAAAAAAAUUGAUUGGUGGAUAGACAGACAGGUAGCUUACUUCACUAGAUUACACAUACAGUUUUGAUAAUAAUAAUUAUAAUAAUAUUACAAUGAAAAGAAUUGAUAAACGAUGUUAUCAUGAAACAACACGUAUUACAAUCAGAAGAUUAUUUAUAUACUACUAUUGCCAAUAUAAUAACAGUAAUAAUAAUAUUAAUAUUAAUAACAGUAGCCGUAGUAGUAGUAGUAAUAAUAGUAGAGAAGACGAAUGUAAAAAAAAGUGCCCAAGAAGUAGGUAAAAUUGAGCAUUAUUACUAUUACAAUCUCUUUUCGAAAUCCCCUUGUCAUAUUUGUACCAGUCAAAAUGAUGUUUACAAAAAAUCUACACCAAAGUAUACCCCGCUUACUGUCAAUAUUUUGUCCAAUGAUGAUCGAAUAAAUUCAGUCAGUUGUCAGUUGAGUGAAUCACAUCCAAAUAUGAAUAAACAAUUUCAAGGUAAACACCAAUAUCAGUUAAACUUUCAAAUAACCACUAAUAAUAAUAAUAAUAAUAAUAAUACGGGUAAAUUAGAUUCCCUACCAUCUUCAGAUUUAGUCAGUGUAACUGAUCAACAAUUUAAUGAUUCCGUUUUAUCCUUAUCACCAUCGCCUAAAUUCUCUGAUAUGAUAAACUCGGGUGAUAAUAAAAGCCAUUUAAACGACACCAACAACAAUGGUUAUCCAGUGAAGAAUUUCACGAAUAAAUUAGAAUUAAUUCAAAGCCUUAAAACUGAAAUCUCUCGUUUAAAACAAGCAAAUUUACAUUUAGCUAUAGAAAUUGAUCACCUUGACUAUGAAUCAAAAACCCUACACUAUCAUUUAAACAAUCAAGGUGAAAAGAAUCAUCAUUUAAUUAAAGAGAAUAUGGAGUAUAUUUUACGCGUGACAGAAAAUCAAAGUUUACAACAAACUGUCAGCAAAAUGAAACAACAAUUAAAUGAAUUAUUGCAUAGAAUUAAUACUUUACGCUAUGAAAGACGUGAAUUCCGUGCAGAAUGUGUACGCAGUGAAUACGAAACUCGUCAACUGGUUGAUGAAAUUUCUCGACUAGAAUUAAGUCGUAAUAAAAAUCUUGAACAACUGGAAUAUUUACGUGGUAAAAUAGAACAAAUGGAAGUAUUUCAUGAAGAUAUGAUAAAACAUAAACACUGGAUUAAAACAUGGCAAGAGAUAUCAGGUAUCAUGAAAGUGAUUGUACGAAUUAAGUCGUCAAUGGGAGAAUAUCAAACCGCUGAUUCAUUCUCGAAAUUCCCUGUUGAAACUGGUUGCCUGGUGAUUACUAAUCAUGAUAAACUAAAUAUUUAUGCAAAUCGCAGGCAUAAAGCCUCAUCAACUGAAAUGUGUACAUUUGAAUUUAAUAAGAUUCUUCUACCGAAUACAUCUCAGUGUGAAGUAUACUUUACUGUGUCAAGUCAAAUUCAUCGUCUAUUAGAUGGAUAUAAUGUGACGCUAUUAUGCUAUGGAGUUUGUGCUAGCGGUAAAACGCAUACAUGCUGUGGUACACCUAAUGAUCCUGGAAUAGCUUCAUUAGCUGUGAGUGAAUUAAUCACAUUGGCCAAAAAUAGAAGUAUGCACAAUAUACGUAUUUAUGCCUCAUUUAUAGAAAUCUAUAAUGAACACACUUAUUGUAUGCUAUCGAAACAACCAAUCAACUUAAAAGAUACUGGUGAUAUAAUUCACAUAGAAGGACAAAUUGAACAAUACAUUAAAAGUGCGCAUGAUUUUAAUACACUAUUAUUUCAAAUCAUUUCAGAACGAAAGAAAUCACUGAUACAAUCAUCAAAUUAUUAUAGUUCACGAUCACAUUUUUUUAUAUUUAUCAAACUUGUCUUAGAGAAAUGCGAAAAUCAAAUAACUUCAGAAUAUUUAAGUACUUUAAUUAUAGGUGAUUUAGCAAACUAUACACUUGCAAAUCGUAAAAUUCCCUCCUCUGGCAAUAAUAAUUACAACAAUAAUACUUUAAUUAAACAAGAAAAUUAUCAUAUUCAAAAAUCAGUUGUAAUGUUAACAAAUAUUUUACAUGGAUUACGUAAACAAAAUGCAUUCAGCGUGUACCGUGGUUCAAAAUUAACAGAGUUAUUAAAGCCUUGUUUUAAUGGUGAUUCAUAUUUGACCUUGAUUUUAAAUAUCACUGAUAAUCCAUCUGAGGCAUACUUUACAAAUGCUAUUUUAGAAGUUGGUAAAUCACUAAUGUGUGCUAAUUUAAGCCGACCAAUAAAGCAUAAUAAAGCUAUUUAAAGUUUUAAAAAUAAAGUGGUUUGAUUAUCGCACCAUAAAUGAUGUCAUUGAUGAGAAAUAUUCAUUUUGUAAAUAAUAUUAGUAAUCUGGUGAGGAAUUUGUAUAUUUGUACUUUAAGAAAAACAUACAUACACACACACACACUUGAAAUCUCGAAGGUUGAAACGAAUGAAUUAUAAAUAUAUGUGAAUUACUCUAUUUCAAAUAAAACUGAGAACAUUUUAAAUUACAUUUUGACUACUGAAAAAUGUUGUAAGUAGUCUCGU